Camellia sinensis is the source of this 1072-nucleotide messenger RNA. Its product is annotated as gamma-glutamyl peptidase 5. The record is from RefSeq and is a predicted model, not a curated record. NCBI's taxonomy places the organism in Eukaryota, Viridiplantae, Streptophyta, Magnoliopsida, Ericales, Theaceae. Gene Ontology annotation, cellular component: cytosol.
ACCUUCAAUUUUCCAUUGACGCCUUACGCAGACAACAAGCUCUCUCUCUCCCUCUCUCUCUCUCUCUCUCUCUCACCAAUCUAGAGAGAGACACAUAUACAUACAUACAUAGAGAGAGAGAAUGGGAAAUGAUGGGAAGAAGAGAUUUGCAGUUCUGCUAUGCGCAGAAGACUCGGAUUACGUGAAGAAGAAAUACGGAGGGUAUUUUGGGGUUUUUGUGCAAAUGCUGGCGGAGGAAGGCGAGACAUGGGACGUGUAUCGCGUCGCCGCCGGCGAUUUCCCCGACGACGGCGACAUCGCAGCCUACGACGGCUUCGUCAUCACCGGAAGCUUCAGCGACGCCCAUGGCGACGAUCUCUGGAUCCGUGAUCUCUUGAUUCUUCUCAAGAAAUUGAAUUCCUUCAACAAAAAAGUUCUAGGAAUUUGCUUCGGCCACCAGAUAUUGGGUCGUGCACUAGGUGGAAAAACUGGGAGGGCCAAGUCAGGGUGGGACGUUGGAGUGACUAAUGUUGAAUUAUCACCCUCAUCUUCAAAGCUCUUCGCUUCUCUCAAACUACCCGACCUCCUCUCCAUCAUCGAAUGCCACCAAGAUGAGGUAUGGGAACUUCCUCCAAAAGCAGAGGUGAUGGCAUGGUCUAACAAGACUGGGAUAGAGAUGUUCAAGUAUGGAGAUCAUAUUAUGGGCAUCCAAGGUCACCCUGAGUACACUAAGGACAUUAUUCUCCACCUCAUUGACCGUCUUCUCCACCACAAUCUCAUCAUGGAGUCUUAUGCUGAUGAGGUGAAGGCUAAUGUGGAGAAUCAUGAGCCACACAGGGAGGCUUGGAAAAAGCUCUGCAUCAGCUUUCUCAAGGGUAGAUUGUGGUGAUGAUUAAAUUUUAUGGGGGCAAGGAAAAAUAAAAAGGGGAGGUGGAAAUUGUAAACAUCAACUAUUUGGGGGCAGCUAAGGCAGAUUGAACAAUACUGCUCUGGUGUUUUAUGAACUGAAAAUUGGCAAUGCCAACUUUUUAUAUUUCUCUCUUUAUUUCGACACCCUUUUAUCGCAUAUAAACAGUAUCAUUUUGCUGAUCAA